AUGCUCGUCCGUAUUCCCCGCCUGGCCACGAGGGCCUCUCUCGCCUCUAGGUGCUCUAUCAUCUCCUCAAGAGCCCUCUCAACCCAGAACCCGUCCACCCCUACCCCUGAAAUAUUCUCAUCCAAAGCCACCCCUCGUGAAACUCUCCACAGGCCCGAGGCUUUUCGUGGUAUGCCUUCUUCAGGCAGGACCGUCGAUCCUAAUGGAGCCUUUGAUUCCAACAACCCUCACAAGGGCAAGAUCUUUAUGGGAGUGGACCCGAAGAGCAAGGAGGAGGUAUAUGAAGCGUUCAAUGGGCCCAGUAAGCCCAGGCUGAUUUACGAGAGGCCUGGCGGAAGAGAUCUGCCAAAGGCAAAGAGCGUGGUUCCAUUCGUCGUCGCUCUUGGCCUCCUCGGACUCGGCUGGGGUCUCUUCAUCUUGCACGCUACCAACACUGGCAAGUCUUGCGUAUUCAAUGCGCUACCCGGGACUAACGCAAUUGCAGAGCGACUCUCGUCUUCUGUAUUGAGACAGGUGACAUUCCAGAUGAGGAACUCUCCCGAUGUCAUGUCAGUGCUGGGUGAUAACGUCAAGCUGGUCGAGGAAUGGUGGGCUUUGGGAUCGCCUUGGAUUUCUGGAACUAUCAACCUGAUGCAAGGCCGAGUUGACCUGAGCGCUAGACUGAAGGGUGAAAGGCAGGCCGGCACUGUCUACUUCACAUCCAUCAGACCGCAAUCGCAGGGCGCCUGGAGAAUAGGCACGUUCUUGUUCCAUGCUGGGCCGAGAAAAGCUAACCUCGAGAGCAGUGAGAUACAAGACCAGAACGCUGCCAUCAAGAUGUAA
Messenger RNA from Cryptococcus wingfieldii CBS 7118, 822 nucleotides. RefSeq lists its product as hypothetical. Lineage: Eukaryota; Fungi; Basidiomycota; Tremellomycetes; Tremellales; Cryptococcaceae. Gene Ontology annotation, biological process: mitochondrial respiratory chain complex IV assembly. The record is from RefSeq and is a predicted model, not a curated record. The coding region runs from base 1 to 822 and encodes 273 amino acids. Gene Ontology annotation, cellular component: mitochondrial inner membrane. The transcript has 6 exons.